ACUCCCAAAUAAGAAGAGCGCGUAUUCCCAUUUAAACAUCCCAAGCUAUCAAGUUGGAUGAGUCCCUCUUCUCAUUUGCAGAUAGAGGGAUAGAGUUCAUCCAUGAGAACAUGGCUACCGGUAUUGCCUGUCUUCUUCUCCUCGCCUUUUUCUCAUCAUCUUCCUCCGCUUUCUCCGAAGAGCUCGCUUUAGUUGUUGGUCAGUCUACUGCACUUCAGAUAGUCCCACGUUUACAAGUGACAAAUUCACCUGGCGCUAAGGCCAAUGUCAAUGUUCUUGCUGAAAGAGUUCAUAUAUAUGGCUUGUCAAGGAUGAAAAAUCUCAGAAGAUUUUCUGAUGCCGUGACAAUAAAAGUCACCAACCUAAAUUCUAGUUUUAAUACUCCAAAUUUUGAGAUUUGUUUCCACAGGAAUUUGUCUCUUGGAGUAGGGAUGUGCCCCCCCAGCCAGUGGCAAAAGGCUUCUAAGGGCUCAUGCGUUCAAAGGAUGUCACCGUUUGACAACAAAAUUUUAGAUAUACGGAUGUCCCGUUCCUCAUUGCAAACAUUGGAGUUGACCCUUCAAGAAGAUUCCUCUGCAUAUCGCAUUGUGUUUCUGACGCUUGGUACAAUGUUAAUUACAUUGGCUCCUAUAUUCAGUGAGUCUUUGGUAUUCUACUAUAGCAGUGCCAUGGCUGUUGGGAUAAUCCUUGUGGUAUUAAUCGUCCUUUUUCAGGGAAUGAAGGUUCUUCCUACCGGUCGAGCGAGUUCUCUUGCUAUAUUUAUAUACUCUUGUUUUAUUGGUGUAGGAGCUUUUUUCCUCAGCUACUUGCCCAGUUUGUUUCACACUGUGCUUUCAGAGAUGGGUAUCAGCGAGGAUAUGUACAUUCCUCUGGAAAUAUUCUUGUUGCUGUUUAUUGCAAUUGCUGGGGCAUGGUUAGGCUUUUGGGUUGUUCGUAAACUAAUUCUCACUGAAGAAGGGGCGAUAGAUACAACCAUCUCCAUAUUUGUGGCAUGGUCAAUACGGCUUUUGGGUGCUGUGAUGAUUCUGCAGUGUACUUUGGAUCCUUUGCUGGCAGUAGAAGCAUUGAUCUCUGCUGUUCUCAUAUCAUCAGUUUUACGCAAGGUUUCCAGACCACGAUUGCUACAUAGGCUUUAUGGGAAAUUACGAAAAUCAGCUAUCAUAAUACCCCAAUACUCUUCAGGGCUAUCUAACGGAGCUCCUCCACCGCCUACGGAAUCUGAUACCUUCUAUUCUAGCUAUCAUAAUACCCCACAGAGGAGGAAACUUUCUAAGGAAGAGUGGAAAUCAAUCACCAAAGAAUGCACGAAAAAAGGAUUGCAAGAGUUGGUUUCUUCUCCUGAUUUUAGCAGAUGGGCUGCAGCCCAUGCUGAGAGAAUCACGUUAGCUCCAAUUAAGAAAGAACCGUGGGUAAUUUCGUGGCUGAGGUAGGCCGGAAGUUGAUUAGGCAUUUAGUAUUGAUUAGAAGAACGUAGAGGGUUUUAUCUUAUUGUUAAGUACUGCCAGUGGGAAGUAUUGGAGAUGAAGGAUUCUAGAAUGUGCACAUAUUCCAGAAUGUGCACAUAAUCUACAUCAAUGAAUGUGUGGAUUGAAUGAAUUGUUUAGGCAUUUUAGCAUGUUUUGUAAUUAAUUUUAGCUUGUUUUCCACUUGCCGGUAAAAUGAUUACCAUAUACUAAUUACUUAUGUACUUCAGUUCAAUUGUUUUUACGCUAGACUAGACCAGAAUCUACAAGUAUCGGGAAGAGAAUGAUGUACUAGGAAUGUGUAUUGGUCAUCAAAUUGAUCAUAAAUAUUGAUGAAUUUUUUUCUAAUGUUUAAAAUUCGUAUUUGAUCUUUGUAAUGUUUUAAUCAUUUAAUUUUAUAUCAAGUUGAUCACUGUGACAAAA
Molecule: messenger RNA, 1886 nt
Organism: Amaranthus tricolor (Joseph's coat)
Lineage: Eukaryota; Viridiplantae; Streptophyta; Magnoliopsida; Caryophyllales; Amaranthaceae
Exons: 9
Coding region: 111-1430 (439 amino acids)
Source: RefSeq, a predicted model, not a curated record